This is a messenger RNA of Trypanosoma grayi, 1221 nucleotides long. RefSeq names its product putative serine incorporator. The transcript has a single exon. The record is from RefSeq and is a predicted model, not a curated record. Bases 1 to 1221 code for a protein of 406 amino acids. NCBI's taxonomy places the organism in Eukaryota, Euglenozoa, Kinetoplastea, Trypanosomatida, Trypanosomatidae. Gene Ontology annotation, cellular component: membrane.
AUGUCUGACGAGGACGACACCAAGAGCCGGUCGUCUAACCGCAACGGGAUGUUCGCCCCUGGUGUGCUGCUGCGGGUGCAGUACGCAUGCUACCUGUUUGUCGGCCUCAUCGCGACGAUGGUUCUCCGCGGUACUCUCGCAAGUCUCUUCAGUCAUGUCCAAAUAAUUCAGAAGGGGUGUGAGUUUGCCAGUGGCGGCAACAGUAACUUCUGCACGAGUGAGGUGCUCGUCUACCGCGUUAGCUUCGCCCUCGCUGCAUUCUUUUUUCUCCACUGGUUGUCCGUCUCUGACCUGACGUGCUGCAUCCAAAGCGAGGCUCGGAUGGAGUUCCAGAAGCGCUUCUUCUUUGCCAAGACCAUUCUAUUGUUGCUUCUGUUUGCAUCAACGUUUUGGAUCCCAAACAGCUUCUUUGGUUUUUACGCGUACGCGUGCCUCGUUUCGUCUGGCAUAUUCCUCCUGAUGAAUGUCAUCUUCUUGGUGGACUUCAGCUACCAGUGGAGUGAUGACUGGGGACGGAGAAGCGAGCGCUCCAGCAAGUGGAUGUGGUAUCUGCUGGCCAUGGCGGUUCUGUGCUAUGCCGGAGGCGUAGCCUUCAACGUGGUCUCGUUUGUCAUGUACGUCCCACACCAGAACUGCAAUUACAACGCCUUUGCUAUUUCCAGUGUGCUUGUGAGUGGGCUCAUAUACACCGUACUGUCCAUUUGGGUCCCGCACGGCUCCCUGGUACCGAGCAGCAUAGUUUUCCUGUACACGAGUAGCAUCAUGUUCGUGACACUGCGUACCGGCACGGAUUCAUAUUGCAAUCGUCUCGCGGUGCCGAACGGCGAUACGGCGUCGAUAAAGCAGAUGCUUCUCGCGAGUGUUGUUAGCAGCUUUGCACUCGGAUACAGCGUUGUUUCUUCUGGUGGCAACAGCAGCGCCCUCGGCAUCGGACGCGACGAGGACGGCGAGGAGGAGGACCCCGAAGAGAGUGGCCACCUCGGACACUACAUGUUCUUUUAUGCAACAAUGGUGUUGGGCGCGAUGUACCUCGCGAUGCUGGCGACAGGGUGGCAUGUGAGCGGCCUGGGCGAGGGUGCGUUGCUUAGCAGCAUCAACAUCGCCUUCUGGGUGCGCAGUACAACCGUGUGGGCGGCGGUGCUCCUCUAUGUCUGGUCGCUUCUCGCGCCGUACUACUGUUGCAGGGACCGCGACUUUGGCUUUGCCGUUGACGACUGGUGA